GGUUGUUUAACAGGAAAAACUGGCGAAGUGAGAAGACAAGUACAAUGAAGGAUGGAAUUGAAAUUGCGUUUCUCGUUGAUGCUGCUGCUCACAACCUCCGUUUACCUUCAGCUACCGUAUGUCUCAGGUAAAGAUAAUGGAGUUUGCAUUUCACCUGGUGGUCGCUUUCCUCGAUUUUCAAAUGAAGGAAAACCUCCAAGAAAAGUAAAAAAGGGCCCAAGAGAGUUGAACCUCUGCAGGAUAUUUCGCGGAAAAACUUGCUGCGAUGUAACGCAGACGCAUCCUGCUUUGUUAUCCAUUAGGAAGCUUGCUUCAACUGGAGAGGCAAGCCAAGAGUGCUUGCACUUAUGGGAAAUGUUAGAAUGUUCAAUCUGUGAUCCACGUGUUGGUGUGCAGGCAGGACCCCCUGUUUUAUGCACCUCUUUCUGUAACAAAGUAUACCAAGCUUGCUCCAAUGCGUACUUCUCCAUGGAUGCUAAGACACAGGUUCUAGCACCCUGUGGUGUAAACGACUUUGUUUGUGGUAGAGCAUCCCAAUGGAUCUCUAACGGGACAGAGCUCUGCCGCGUUGCAGGUUUUUCUGUGAAGUCUUUGUCUGAUGAUCCAGAAGAAGUUUCUUGCUAUGGCGGAAAGUCUAGUGUGGAUUUUAUUGCUGAUUCGUGGAGGGCUUCACAAUCCAAGGUGCAAGAGAAAACGGACAGUUCUGGAUUUGUUGAAGAUUUCAAACAAUGGGUAGAGGACAUGACAUUUAAAGAGAGAAUAUCUUGGGCAGUAGGAGGCAUGGUUCUUACAGCAGGACUUCUAUUUACCAGUCAAAGGAAAAGCCAUAGGCAACGCCAGAAACUAGCAGCCCUCCAACGCACGGCCAGGAGAUUGGGAGGAAAUGUGAAUCCGAGAUCUCCUACAAGUCAAGGGAGCGAAAAGGGUAGUUAAAGAUGAAUAUCUCCUUACUUGAAAGGAAUUUCAUCUUGUUGCUGUGUUCCCAGACAAAGUUAACGAUGAGUACAGGUUUACUUGUUAUUGCACUUCAAGCGUAAACCAGUGAAGAAAGUUUGGUGCAACUCUAAUGUCUCUGCCUCCCCCCCUUUGUCUUUUAUCGUUCUACAUAUGGUGCUCUUCACGGAAAUCAUGUUGGUCCUUUUCUUUUCUUCCCUAAUCUCUGGAGUGGGAUGGGAAGAAGGGGGGUGGGGCAAGUACACUAGAUUGAAAAGAAUCGAAGUCAAGUUUGAUAACAUGGAGGCAGAUGGAACAUAUAGCUAUUUUAGUUCCCUUGUGAUAGCUUCAAGUAGGUUCUAUUGAAGAGUGUAGACACCCGAAUCAGAUUGCAAAAGAAGUAGAAAAUCUCAGUUAUGGUGCUUAA
This is a messenger RNA of Nicotiana tabacum (common tobacco), 1360 nucleotides long. RefSeq names its product folate-binding protein 1-like. The record is from RefSeq and is a predicted model, not a curated record. NCBI's taxonomy places the organism in Eukaryota, Viridiplantae, Streptophyta, Magnoliopsida, Solanales, Solanaceae.